AUUCCCAACAGCUUACACAUUUCUUGAAAAACUGAGGAUUCAAAAUUUCUUCCUUGGUCCGAAUGGAUCUCUCUAGGACAGCCAAAAUUGGGAGACCAGUCGAACCACCAUAGCGAGCGGUCGGGUUUUCACGAGCGCGCCAUAGAUGGGCAAUUCAAUUGGGAAAUAGAGCAAAUCGCCAAAAGUGGGACCAGCAAAGUUCGGGAACAUAGUGAAAAAAAAAAAUUGCAGCAUUUGUGUAAGUGCAGCAGUACUCCAGCAAUUAGCAACUAAAGGUAGGUGAAAAAAGCAAAUUAAGACGAAAACGGAGCCUUUUCGCCGGGUUUUUCUACCUGAAACGGGAAGGGCUCUAUACCCGCCCGAGCGCGACCGGCCCUUUUAGACUUUGGACUGCGCAACGUUGCCAAUGUGAACUUUCCACAGAGGGACAAUAGAGUGUUGCCAGUGCAAAACUUUAGUGCAAAACAUAAUUGUUUUAUACAUAUAUACAUAUUGCGUGGACAUUCACAUAUUUCUUAUUUAACAUUACCAUUAUUUUUUACUUUAUUUUUUAUAUAUAUACAUAUUUUGCCGACAUUUACAUAUACUUUAGUUACUGUGUGGACAUUUACAUUCAGGCCGACUGAAUCGCGAAUUUCGCACAUCAAUCUGCCAGACUGCACUUAGCAUUAGGUAGUAUUCUAUAUCGGAAUCUAGGGCAAGAAUAGGAACAGAGAGAGAAAUCCCCAGAAAACGAACGGAAACAUGAACAGAGAAAGAGGCGAGUCAGCCAAACGAAAGCUUUUAUACACGAGCGCGAACCAGGACGAGUCCAUGGAGGAAAAUAGCACGCCCGGGAGCACCCCCAAGAUGGGAUCACCUAUUAAGUCUCCGGCACUCAAAAAAAAGAGAGAUGGGCUCAGACAGACCGUUCAUGCCAGGACACAAAAAGACAUGACAUCGGGCACAGAAGACGACACAUACGGCACGCUUAGCAACCAGACUAGGCAAAGCCGAAAUCGGAAAAUGCAGAUGGACUUAACAGCCACAGGCUUAGAGUACAACCUAGAACCUCCUGCAGCGAAAGCCAAGUGGGAAUCAAGAAGACAACAAGCGCAGAGGGCCCUCCAGGCAAGGGACGCCAUCAUUAGGGCGACGUCGCUCACGUAUGCCGGGGGUUAAAAGGUCUCUAACUCGGAGGAGCAGAGGAUCGUAAAGGAAAAUGUUCAGGAGCUCACAGACAUCCUAUUGGAUAUGAUCAGUCAAGAAGAGCCAGAAAACGAAGGAAACAUAAGGAAACUGCUAGAGAGGCAAACCACAGCUAUGAAAGAAAUGAGAAGGGAAAUCCAGGGACUUAGGGCUACCGUUGAAGAAGACCGCAAACAGCUCCAAAAGGCACCAGUGAACCGUGCACCCCAAAAAUCCGCAGGCCUAGGAAAAUUCGGACACGACCAAGCAGCGUACACAAAUGACGCUGACACAGAGCAGACCCAAACUGAAAUACAGUCAGACACAGAAGGGGGAUUCACAUUAGCCAAACCAAAAAGGAGACUAAAAUCCAAAGAAAUAAGAGACAAAAUAAGAACAUACGCUGACGUCUCAAGGACAGUCCUGAAGGGUAAAAAGGUGAACGAGAAAGCCAAGGAGCCAUGGAAGACUCCUGAAACAAAAGAAAAACAUAUAACCCUGGUCGAAAUCCCGGAAGGCCAACAGGCCCGAGAUACAAUCAAAAAAAUUAAGGAAGCCGCACAGGAGGAAGUAGCAGCUACAGGAGGAGUGGUCCGAAUGGCAGGUACAAGAGGCAAUAAGAUCGCCAUAGUGUACAAAAACAGAGAGCAGCAGGAGAAGGUCGAGAGGAAACUGGGUGCAAGCGGAGAAAUAAAAACGAGCGCAAUCCUGAAGCAAAACCCCAAAAUCAGACUCACGGGCGUUGCCAAGGGGUACUCUGACGAGGAGCUCCUGCGAACGAUUAACGAGGAAAACCCCGAAAUCAAAACAAACUUUGGCGACCUAGUUAAAAAGGAGAUAGUAUUUAUAGACUGGGUCCCCUGUUAUAUACAGGAGGAAAUCGGGAUAACUAUUUGUCACAAUUGCAACAGAUUUGGACACGCAGCGAAGAAGUGCAGCACGGCCGCACAGUGCCACUUCUGCGGCCAGCCACACGAACGAGGACAAUGCGGACAAAAACACCCGGACUGCCCCAACUGCAAGUCAGCAGGCUUCGAGCCAAAGGAUAGGCAACACUCCGCCAGGGACCGAAAAUGCCCGAUCUACAGGAGAAAGGAACUGCAGCAUCAGCAAACGAUGAUAAACUACGGGCAAAGCAAAGGCGACACCACCUCGGCGGGACCCAGCUCAAUGAAAGAUGGACAGAAAUAG
Molecule: messenger RNA, 2358 nt
Organism: Dendroctonus ponderosae (mountain pine beetle)
Lineage: Eukaryota; Metazoa; Arthropoda; Insecta; Coleoptera; Curculionidae
Molecular function (GO): zinc ion binding; nucleic acid binding
Source: RefSeq, a predicted model, not a curated record